AUGCUGAACCGAGCGAUUCGCAUUCCUGCCGCAGGCCUUCGAGGUGCUCGGAGCUUCAGUGCGUCUGCACGCACAGCCAAGGUGUACGAGAAUGUGGAUGCGGCCACGUUCAACGCGCGUGUGCUGAAACCCUCCGGUGCAGAGGCAGAGGUGCCCGUGCUCGUCGACUUUUUUGCGACUUGGUGCCAGCCCUGCAAACUCCUCUCCCCAGCCCUCAAGAAAGUAGCUACUCAGAAAGAGCUCGCGGGCAAGCAAGUUGAUCUGGUAACCAUCGAUGUCGACCAACACCAAGAUAUCGCCCAACAGUUCAAAGUCUCGGCUAUGCCUACCGUCAUUGCAAUGAAGAACGGUAAAGUGCUCGACGGAUUCGUGGGCAUGCUGCCCGAGAAGAAAGUCAUCGAGUUCGUCCAGAAGCUCAACUAG
Messenger RNA from Moesziomyces antarcticus, 423 nucleotides. RefSeq names its product thioredoxin-like protein. The transcript has 3 exons. The record is from RefSeq and is a predicted model, not a curated record. Gene Ontology annotation, molecular function: oxidoreductase activity, acting on a sulfur group of donors, disulfide as acceptor. The coding region runs from base 1 to 423 and encodes 140 amino acids. Gene Ontology annotation, cellular component: cytoplasm. Lineage: Eukaryota; Fungi; Basidiomycota; Ustilaginomycetes; Ustilaginales; Ustilaginaceae.